Marasmius oreades (fairy-ring Marasmius) is the source of this 1710-nucleotide messenger RNA. RefSeq names its product ATP-dependent RNA helicase mtr4. The record is from RefSeq and is a predicted model, not a curated record. The coding region runs from base 1 to 1710 and encodes 569 amino acids. Gene Ontology annotation, molecular function: RNA helicase activity; nucleic acid binding; ATP binding. Gene Ontology annotation, biological process: RNA catabolic process; maturation of 5.8S rRNA. Gene Ontology annotation, cellular component: nucleus. Lineage: Eukaryota; Fungi; Basidiomycota; Agaricomycetes; Agaricales; Marasmiaceae. The transcript is spliced from 4 exons.
AUGGACGACCUUUUCUCCUUCCUAGAAAAUGCUGCGCCGGACAUCGACGACGCAGAGACCGACGAUAUCAACGCUUCUUUCCUCAAGAAAAGAAAACCUGAAGCCUCGGAGCUCGAACUGAAUGGCGACCACCCCACACCUCUCAAGAAACAAAAGAAAGAAACCAUUCUACCCCCGAAUCCAGUGAUCACCGAUGAAAUAGAGAUAGAAGCAAAACGCGAGGUGGAAGCGAGUGCUGGACUGCAAGGAGGUGUUGAAACCGGCUCGAGAUUGGAGCUUAGACAUCAGGUUCGGCACCAAGUCGCGGUCCCUCCUGGGUACAAUUACAUUCCAAUAUCACAACGUGUACCUCCCCCCAAUCCAGACCGAGAGUACAAGUUUGAUCUCGAUCCGUUCCAAAAAGUCUCGGUGUCCGCCAUUCAACGUAACGAGAGUGUCCUGGUGUCUGCACAUACAAGCGCCGGGAAGACUGUUGUCGCAGAGUAUGCAAUCGCCCAAUCUCUGGCAAGGAAACAGCGUGUCAUAUAUACAAGUCCAAUUAAAAUUCUUCGUUCCAUGCUGUACCGAGGCUCGGAAAUCAUGCGUGAAGUUGCCUGGGUUGUUUUUGACGAAAUCCACUACAUGCGAGAUAAGGAACGGGGUGUAGUUUGGGAAGAAACUAUCAUUCUUCUUCCUCAUACCGUCCGAUGCGUCUUCCUCUCAGCGACUAUCCCCAAUGCCAUGCAAUUUGCCGAGUGGAUAUGCAGGUCACACGAACAACCCUGUCACGUCGUCUACACUAAUUACCGACCAACUCCCCUUCAACAUUACCUCUUCCCGAAAGGAGGGGAAGGUAUAUAUCUUGUGGUCAACGAAAAGGGUGAAUUCCGGGAGGACAACUUCAGUAAGGCGAUGGGGGAGUUGCAAGAGCGUAUCGGUGAGGAUCCGGCCGAUCCCAAAGGUGGGAAAGGAAGGAAAGGCAAGACGAGGAAGGGCGGAGAAAAAAAAGGCGAGUGGAUAGUGAAGAUGGUCAUGGUCAAGAACUUCAAUCCUGUCAUCGUUUUCUCUUUCAGCAAACGCGAAUGCGAGGCAAAUGCAAUAGCAAUGUUCAAGUCCGAGUUCAAUACCACAGAAGAGCAAGACCUCGUUUCGAACAUAUUCAACAACGCCAUUGAAAACCUUGCGCCCGACGACCGUCAGUUACCCCAGAUCUCAAACCUCUUGCCGCUAUUGAAGCGGGGAAUCGGAAUCCAUCACAGUGGACUUCUACCGGUUCUCAAAGAGGUGAUCGAGAUUCUUUUCCAGGAGGGCCUGAUCAAAGUGCUCUUUGCGACAGAGACGUUUUCGAUCGGUCUCAACAUGCCUGCCAAGACUGUCGUCUUCACGGAUACACGUAAAUUCGAUGGACGGGAACAAAGGGAUUUAUCUUCCGGUGAAUACAUCCAGAUGUCUGGACGCGCCGGACGUCGAGGUCUCGAUGACAGAGGGGUCGUAAUCAUGAUGUGUGAUGAGAAGUUGGAACCGACAGUUGCAAAGGACAUGAUCAAAGGAGAACCUGACCGGUUGGAUUCUGCUUUCCAUCUUGGUUAUAAUAUGAUUAUGAACUUGAUGAAGGUGGAGGGAAUCAAUCCGGAAUACAUGCUGGAGAGAUGUUUCUACCAGUUCCAGAAAAAUGCAGGACUACCGAAGCUGGAGGAAGGUUCAUCGACAGUCAACGAUUCUUUGACUUAA